This is a messenger RNA of Zonotrichia leucophrys gambelii, 687 nucleotides long. RefSeq lists its product as uncharacterized. Gene Ontology annotation, biological process: response to bacterium. Lineage: Eukaryota; Metazoa; Chordata; Aves; Passeriformes; Passerellidae. The coding region runs from base 1 to 687 and encodes 228 amino acids. The record is from RefSeq and is a predicted model, not a curated record. The transcript is spliced from 2 exons.
AUGCGGCGGGCUCGGGCCGCGGCGCUGGUGGCUCUGGCUGUGCUGCUCAUCGUGGCUGCAGUCAAAGCCCAGGUGCAGCAGGAGGCAUUCCUGCAGACCACCGAGGGCACCAGCAUCAGCAUCAAGUGCUCACAUGCCAAUAUCCGGACUGGUGAUUUCAUCCACUUUUACCGUCAGCUGCCUGGCAAAAGACCCGAACUCCUGGCAGUCACUGCUAAAGCUCCCAAGGCGGUGCGAGUCCCUAAAGGGCGUCUGACGGUGUCGGCAGAUCGGCGUUCGAGCUCGCUGUGGCUCGCUGAGCCCCGGCGCGGGGACGCGGCCGUGUAUUACUGCGCGCUGGGGGCCACGGGCAGAGGAGCCGGGGCUGCGGCCGGGCACGAACCGCCGCGGGCGGGGCCAGCAGGGGGCGCUGCCGCUCCGCCCGCCGGAGCCGCCGAGUCCCGCUCGUCCCGGGCUGCCGCCACCAGCACCGGCAACGGGACCGACAGAAGCACCGCCAAUAGGACCGGCACCGGCACUGGCUACAGAACCGGGAUCGUCACCUGCACUGACACCAGAACCAACACCGGCACUGACAAUGGGACAGGGACCGGCACCAACACUGCCAAUGGACAUCAGCACGGGCAAUUGACAUCAAAACCGACACCGGCAAUGGGACCGGGACAGAUACCUGCACUGACACCGUAA